AUGGCAAGGUGGUGGGAAGCAGUCUGUGGGACUCGGUCCUCCAAGCGCAUCUCCAAGCUGGCCUAUCACCAGGGCGUGGUCAUCGUGACCUGCCCUGGCUGCCAGAAUCACCACAUCAUCGCCGACAACCUGGGCUGGUUCUCGGACCUGGAUGGGAAGAGGAAUAUCGAAGAAAUCCUGGCGGCCAAAGGGGAGAAGGUGUGCCGAGUGGCUGGCGAUGGGGCCCUAGAGCUGGUUUUAGAGGCUGCAGGGAACCCCAAAUCCACCUCUGCUUCAGAAGCGAGUGAGGACCAGGAUCCCACUCACCCUGGCAAGACGGAGCCUAGCUGACCCUGCCUCUGCCUUCAAGAAGAUGCUUCAGCCCUGGGCCCUUCCGGACUUGCCUGUUUUCU
Molecule: messenger RNA, 392 nt
Organism: Puma concolor (puma)
Lineage: Eukaryota; Metazoa; Chordata; Mammalia; Carnivora; Felidae
Source: RefSeq, a predicted model, not a curated record